UGGGCGUUGGCUCUCGGUCCUGCGUACUCGUUUGCCCUACUGGCUCUGGCUGACUUGAUCCAGCGACUUUUUUUCCUCACCAAAGAUUCGCCGUGGACAGUGAAGUCGGCUGAAGAGUUCUUGACGCACAUUCAGCAUAUUGACAUAGAGGCAGACGAGGUGAUGGUGUCAUUCGAUGUGAUCUCGCUAUUCACUUCCAUCCCACCUGCACUGGCUAUCAGCACUAUUGACGGCCUUCUUCGUAAAAAAUAUGACGAGACCGAGAAGCAACUCAAACGAGCGCACAUCAUCAAGCUCCUCGAACUGUGUCUUAAGGCCUUUUUCACCUUCAACGGCCAAGUGUACGAGCAGAAGAAGGCAACACCAAUGGGCUCCCCUCUGUCUGGACUCAUUGCCGAAACAGUUCUGCAGAGGCUUGAACAGCUAGUCUUCAUCUCGAACCCCCCCCCCAAAGUUCUGGGCCCGAUAAGUCGAUGA
Molecule: messenger RNA, 477 nt
Organism: Dibothriocephalus latus
Lineage: Eukaryota; Metazoa; Platyhelminthes; Cestoda; Diphyllobothriidea; Diphyllobothriidae
Source: the annotation of a GenBank genome assembly